Molecule: messenger RNA, 1923 nt
Organism: Anolis sagrei ordinatus
Lineage: Eukaryota; Metazoa; Chordata; Lepidosauria; Squamata; Anolidae
Gene: RPE65
Product: retinoid isomerohydrolase RPE65
Biological process (GO): zeaxanthin biosynthetic process; retinal metabolic process
Molecular function (GO): retinol isomerase activity; all-trans-retinyl-ester hydrolase, 11-cis retinol forming activity; beta-carotene 15,15'-dioxygenase activity
Source: RefSeq, a predicted model, not a curated record
GCUAAUUGGUUCAUAGGUUUCCUUAAAGCCAGUGUUCUCGCCAGUAAAAGCCAACAUUCAUAUAAAUAGGCUGCAAACAUCUCUGAGCGCUAUAUUCAGUGCUGAAUUUGGGAAAGUUCAAGUCCUUUCUCCUGAAGAAAAUGUCCAGCCAAGUUGAGCACCCAGCUGGUGGAUACAAGAAACUCUUUGAGACCGUGGACGAAUUGGCCACACCAAUAACUACACAUGUCACAGGCAGGAUUCCAGUCUGGCUUAGAGGCAGUCUGCUCCGAUGUGGGCCUGGUUUAUUUGAAGUUGGCUCAGAGCCAUUUUAUCACUUGUUUGAUGGACAAGCCCUUCUUCACAAGUUUGAAAUUAAAGAGGGGCAUGUCACUUAUUACAGGAGGUUUAUCCGCACUGAUGCCUAUGUAAGAGCAAUUACUGAGAAAAGAGUAGUCAUAACAGAAUUUGGAACAUACGCUUAUCCCGAUCCAUGCAAGAAUAUAUUUUCCAGAUUUUUUACCUACUUCCAAGGUGUGGAAGUCACUGAUAAUGCCCUGGUUAAUGUAUAUCCAGUGGGAGAAGAUUUUUAUGCCUGCACUGAGACAAACUUCAUAACAAAAAUCAAUCCAGAUAAUUUGGAAACACUCAAAAAGGUGGACAUCAGCAAAAUUGUUUCCGUCAAUGGAGUAACAGCACACCCUCACAUUGAAAACGAUGGAACAGUUUAUAAUAUUGGCAACUGCUUUGGAAAGAAUUUUUCUCUUGCCUACAAUAUUGUUCGAAUUCCUCCCCUGCAAGCAGACAGGAAAGAUCCAAUGACCAAGUGUGAGGUGGUGGUGCAGUUUCCUUGCAGUGACAGAUUUAAGCCAUCUUAUGUACACAGUUUUGGACUGACUGCAAACUACAUCGUGUUUGUGGAAACUCCAGUAAAAAUUAACUUGCUCAAGUUCCUUUCUUCCUGGAGUCUUUGGGGAGCCAAUUACAUGGACUGUUUUGAAUCCAAUGAAAGCAUGGGGGUCUGGAUGCAUGUAGCUGACAAGAAAAAGGGGAAAUACCUCAACAUCAAAUACAGAACUUCGCCCUUCAACCUCUUCCAUCAUAUUAAUACCUAUGAAGAGAAUGGAUUUCUGAUUGUGGAUCUCUGCACUUGGAAGGGGUAUGAGUUUGUUUAUAACUACUUAUAUUUAGCCAAUUUACGGGAUAACUGGGAGGAAGUGAAGAAAAGUGCACAAAAAGCUCCUCAACCUGAAGUUCGGAGAUAUGUCCUUCCCCUAAAUAUAGAAAAGGCUGACACAGGCAAAAACCUAAUCACACUGCCCAAUACCACAGCUACGGCCAUUCUGAACAGUGAUGAAACCAUCUGGCUGGAGCCAGAAGUCAUUUUUUCAGGGCCCCGUCAAGCUUUUGAGUUCCCACAAAUAAACUAUACAAAGUAUUCUGGGAAACCGUACACAUUUGCAUACGGCUUAGGAUUGAAUCACUUUGUUCCAGACAGGCUUUGCAAGAUGAAUAUUAAAACUAGAGAAACUUGGGUAUGGCAAGAACCAGAUGCAUACCCCUCUGAACCAAUUUUUGUUUCUCACCCAGAUGCUCUAGAAGAGGAUGAUGGUGUUGUCCUGAGCAUUGUCAUUAACCCUGGCAAUGGACCAAAACCUGCCUAUCUUUUGAUCUUGAGCGCAAAGGACAUGAGUGAAGUUGCCCGGGCAGAAGUGGACAUAAACAUCCCAGUUACUUUCCAUGGCCUUUUCAAAAAAGCAUGAUGGCUGCUUCAUUAGGCCUAUGAUGAAAGUCUCCCUUUCCAGGUUAAAAAAAAGCCUACCCCUGCAUCCUAAACUCUGCCAGAGAUUUCCAAAAUUAGUUCACAUUUCAAUAUACAUUUUCAAAACGCAGGCAUACUUUUGUAAACCAUGUUAAUGUAGUCUAAAUAAAUAUAUAUGCAAA